UGCCCCGUCCGAGGCGAGGCCUCAACUGUGGAGGGGCCCCAAGCCGGCCGGGCCGCGUGGGUCGCGGUCUACGGAGGCCGGGGAGGCCGUGGGGCCUCCGUGCCUUUCCCGCUUUGCUUUCUCGAGAGCCCUUUCGUCUGUUUUUUUGUUGUUGUUGUUGUUGUUUGUUGUUUGUUUUUUUGUACAUCGGAUGUCUCUUUUGUACGUUGGAGAGCGAUGAGAUCCUCCCGGGCGCCUUGGGAAAGGCUGGUGGGCCAAUCCGAACUUUCCAUUCUCGGGCUCCUGAGGCCCUUCGGUUCUGCCCAACCUCUUUCCCUGGACGGCCAGGAGUUUUUCUGUGCUGGUCUCCUUAAUCUUCCCAAAGGGACUGCCCUCCUCGGUCACAGAAAUCUUCCUCUAUUUAGUUAUUGUCUAGACUCUGGAGGAUAAAAGCCCCGAGGGAAGAGAUGUGUACUUAAGAGGCGUGAUUUUUCCCUCACUGAGCUGUGCGGGGGUUUUAUUAGCGAUGGAUGGGGCAAGCAUCUCAAUUCGGAGGAGGAAAACCUGCAGCAGACAUGGGAGCCCCCUCUCAAUGCACCUCAAGUUUGAAUUCUUCUCAGGAAGGGGUCUCAGUGACAAGGGAACCAGUUUCUUCCAAAUGCGAGAGAUUUUAUCCAAGGACCUCUCUUUUGUUUGGAGGAUUUGCUCAUUUUUAUUUUAAAUCUGUGAGCUGGAAUUUUUUUGCUUUUGUUGGUUGGGGUAGGAUUAUGAGUUUUAGUUCCUGUUAGUGGCUCUACACCUGUAUUCGAUACCUAAAAACAUUUUUAAACUACACAGUUCUCCGAAGGGUUUGUGAGGUGUCUUGCUUUGAGAGUUACAGUAUAAAUUCAAGCCAUCUUAUGUUAAAAAAGAAAAAACAAGUCUAUGAAGGUGCUGGUUUAUUUAUAAAAUUCAGUUAGAUCUGUGUGAUUUGCUUUAACAUCUGCAAAAGCAAUUAUCAUAGCAUUUGAAUGUUUUAUUGCUGUCGCUCCUUUACAGGGCAGUGAUGUAUUAAAGAACUGUUGCAAAGAUGAAGAAAUAGCCACAAACGAUUAUAUGGUCCUUAAAUAGAACCAGUUGUGGUGUGUUUUCUUUUAAAUUACAUUUAUUUGUUUGUAUUUCUCUUUUUUUGGUGUAUUAUGCAUGUAGGUGUGCGCACACCGCAGUUUGAAGAUCAGAUGACUACUUGAUAAUACGAAGUUCUCUCCUACUGAGUAGGGUUCCACAUAGCCCAGGCUCUCCAUGAACUCUUGAUUCUGUUGGCUCAACCUCCCAAAUACAGUGAUUACAGGUCCAAAUAAGGCUGCAGGAUGUUGCUUAUAGAAAAGCACUCGCUUAGCACAUGUAAAAUCUUAAAUUUGAUUACCAACACCAUAAAGAUAAAAUGUCCAAAUACCGUAAACAAAUAAGAUUGUAAACUUCUGAAGAAUGGGACUACGUUUUAUUCUUUGUUUUCCUCUAGAAUAUAGAAGGUGUGUGUAUGUAGAAGCCACAGGACAACCUCAGGUGCCAUCCACUUCCUUGAGACAUGGUUUCAUCAUUGACCUGGAGGUUACUGACUAUGACAGACCAUUUGUCCUACAAGCAACUGUGUUUCUCUGCCUCCUCACUUCUGGAAUUGAAAUUAGAUAAUUCAAAAAUGGCAGAACUUGUUAUGGAAUGUGAAGAAGAAGAGUUGGAACCAUGGCAGCAGAAAGUAGAUGAAAUUCAAAAUAAAGACGAUGAUGAUGAUGAGUUGAUCUUUGUUGGAGAGAUAUCAAGUUCCAAACCAGCCAUUUCAAAUAUUUUGAAUAGAUGUAGCCCUGGUUCAUCUUCAAAGGGACUAAAGAAUUACUCACUCAAUCCAGCUAUUUCUAAUAUAUUCAGACCUGCAAAUCGACACUACAAAAAUCCAUUGCCUAAUCCAGUGGCUGCUUUGCCUAGAUUUCAUCCUAAAUCCAAAUCUUCAGAGAAUUCUGAUGUUCAGACUGUGUUUAAACCUAGUUUUUCAAAGACUUCAUCACAAGAUGAUCCAGGUGCUUCUUCUUCUGUCUUACAGUUAGACUCAACCAAGGAUAAACCAUCCUACAGCAUACUGAAAAAGAGUACAGAAGGUAUCGAACAAACUUCGUUAGGAUUAAAACAUCCUUCCACUUCCAAAUUAAACAGUGUUAAUCCAAAAAAGCCAAAGACCAAUGCAAGUGUUUCUGAAACAAAUCCUUCCUCUUCAUCAUCUUUAAAUGAGUCUCCUUCCGAGGCUUCCUCCCAGGUUGUACUAUCAAAUGAAAAUACCUCAUCAAUUCAGGCUGAAACUGGAGCACCUUCACUAAGAUCUUGUCCAAAUUGCAAGGUUAAGUUCAGUUUUUUGGAUCCUUUGAAAUGCCACAUGAAGCGUUGCUGCCCAGACAUGAUAAAUGACUUUCUGGAGACUGUUAAAUCAGAACAUUCAACGACUGACAACAAAGCUAACAUUGGCUCAGAUAAAGAAAAAUUGAUCAUGCUAGUUAGUGAUUUUUACUAUGGAAGACAUGAAGGAGCUGUUGAGGAAGACCUAAAGACUUACACAACUUUUAAAUGCUUCAGUUGCUCGAAAGUUCUUAAAAAUAAUAUUAGGUUCAUGAACCACAUGAAACAUCACUUGGAGCAUGAAAAACAGAACAGUGAGUCCUGGGAAAGCCAUACCACAUGCCAGCACUGCUAUCGGCAGUAUCCCAACCCCUUUCAGCUACAGUGCCACAUUGAGAGUACACACACUCCUCAUGAUUUUUCUACUAUUUGCAAAAUCUGUGAAUUGUCAUUUGAAACAGAGCAUAUGCUUUUACAACAUAUGAAGGACACUCAUAAGCCUGGUGAAAUGCCAUAUAUUUGCCAGGUUUGCCAAUUUAGAUCAUCAAUAUUUUCUGAUGUAGAAACUCACUUUCGAUCAUCCCAUGAGAACACUAAGAACUUGCUGUGUCCAUUUUGUCUCAAAGUUAGUAGAAUGGCAACCCCUUAUAUGAAUCAUUACAUGAAACAUCAGAAUAAAGGAAUUUAUCGUUGCCCAAAAUGCAGACUACAAUUUUUGACCUGCAAGGAGAAAACAGAUCAUAAGUUAGAACAUCGCACAUUUAUAAAGCCUAAAGGACUAGAAGGAUUGCCUGUUGGAACAAAAGUUACUAUUCGAGCUUCGUUUGGAUCUGCUCAAUCAAGAUCAUCAAGUCCACCUUCUAGUUCUAUUCCAAGCACGUCUCUUCAAGUAUCAGCUCCAGAGUCUAAAAGUACAACUACUAAAAUCAACACAAAAGUAUUUGCAAAUAAAAGUAAGAUAACUAAGUGUCAGACAGUCUUAACUGCGACAUGUAAGCCCAAUCCAAGUAAACCAGGUACAGGUGCAACUAAAUCCAAAGCCAAGUCCUCCUACAAGCAAAAGAAACAGCGCACGAGGAAAAACAAAUUCAGUAUUGCUCUGAAGAAUUUGAGAUAUCACCAGGGAAUUCACACGUGUAUUGAGUGCCAUUCCAAAAUAAAAGAUUUUUCAAGUCACUUUUCUACAUAUAUAAACUGUGAUUUUUGCAAGUACACUACUAACUGUAACAAAGCCUUUACAAAUCAUAUGAGCUCUCAUAGUGACCACCCAAGUAAACAGUUUUAUAUUUUUAAGAAGCAUUCAAGAGCACUCAGGGGUAUCACUCUAGUAUGCCUUAAAUGUGACUUCCUAGCUGAUACUUCUGGAUUAGACCGUAUGGCUAAACACUUAAAUCAACGUAAAACUCAUACUUGCCAAGUAGUAAUCGAAAAUGUUACUGAAAGAAACUUAACCUCCGAAUCCACUUCUGACGGCUUGUUGAAAUAGAUUCCUGCUCUAUGGAACUCGUGCAACCUGGUGCAAGACAAGUUGGAAUUUCCUAAGUUCAAAGUUCUGCAGUGUUUGCCUUUACAAAUCCAAUUUCCUAAGUUCAAAGUUCCUAAAUGUUCCAUAAAGGCAGUUAAAAUCCACAACACUAGUUCACAUUUUUUUCAACUCUUUUCAGCUUUCAGACAGCAGUAGAUUCUUGUUCCACCUUAUCUUUGUGUCAGGUUAACAUAUCUUAACCAGUACUUGGCUUCUCCAGUUAGCUCUGACUAAAAGAACUUUAGUUGCUAUAGUCUUUAACUUUAGAUAAUUUGUGUUUCUCUUUGCCUUCAGAAUAUUAAAUAUCAAACAGUGUAGCUAUUCUAUUUCUUUUUUCUAUUUUGUCUGCCUCUUAAUUUCUUCUAAGUCUUACUGCUCAAAUAGCUUUUUCCUUCAUUCUUUGUCUGUCAUUGUUCUAUUUUUCAUAUUUUUCAGGUGCAGAAGCAACACAAAUUUCAAAAAAUGUCCAGUAUACUCCUGGACAGUGUCCCCCUUCGAUGGACACAACGAAUGCCUGUUUUUCUUUCCACAGAAUGUGAAUUGUUUGACUGUGAGACCUGUUUCAAUUUGUGGCCUUGGGAAUCUAUCAGUUCAUAGGCAAAGUCCCUUCCUGCCUAACUAGCCUUACAUAAGGCUGAUGUUGAUUUGGCCAUCGAUAACCUCAAGGUCCACUAAAAUGAGCACAGCUUCCUAGUGGGGGCUUUGGUACUUAAGUUUAGGCUUAUGAACGAUUAUAAUAAUGAAAGCCCACCAAGUAAGUGCUUUAACACCCAAGUUCAAAUUUAAUCACUUUGGCUACAGUCCUUUAAUCUUCCACUAGCAUGAAUACAGUCUGGGGUAUAUGAAAAACCUGAUUGUAUAGGGAGUGAAAAUUGCUUUCAUGUUCUUGGAAAAACAAACUUUGUAAAGUUCUAGCUCCAAAGUAACUUUUUUAUGUUGUCAUUUAAAGUUUUAGCCAGUAUUCCAAGAGUUCUCAGCAGUGAUACUAUUUAAAUUCCUAAUUUUUUUUAAAUUCAAUUUUGAUAGCUUGGUUUUUGUCAUUCACCAAAUUUAUUGAUGUCUACUUUGUAUGUCAACUUUUGUAAUUUCUGAUUAAAUCUUUUGUGUUUGUUAAAAAUGCCAAGAAAUU
Messenger RNA from Myodes glareolus (Bank vole), 4997 nucleotides. NCBI's taxonomy places the organism in Eukaryota, Metazoa, Chordata, Mammalia, Rodentia, Cricetidae. The record is from RefSeq and is a predicted model, not a curated record.